Molecule: messenger RNA, 1480 nt
Organism: Bombus impatiens (common eastern bumble bee)
Lineage: Eukaryota; Metazoa; Arthropoda; Insecta; Hymenoptera; Apidae
Product: small lysine-rich protein 1
Exons: 1
Coding region: 1157-1444 (95 amino acids)
Source: RefSeq, a predicted model, not a curated record
CACAAUUACUAUAUAAUUAAAUUUUUAUAUUUCUCACACAUGAAUAAUGGAAAGCGACUAUGCUUUGAUAAGGACGUCCGUACAUUGUCCCCUUACGGCAAAACGAUUCUAUUCGCGUUUUCGAAGCACGGUCGAAUCUUCUUCGAGGCUGCGAACGAUUCACGAAGGUAAUCGCGAAAUAUCGUGUCACUGACCCGUUAUAUUAUUUGAGAACACUAUAGGAAUUCUUGAGCCACAGUUAAGGUUAAGGUCAAGGUUGUUCGGUCUAUUAGCUGGAUCGAUACUUCGAUAAUUAGUCGAUGCGGGAACGAUUUCUAUUUUACGGGUCGAUGUCACAAAAUGCGAUUGUUGCACAGUUUUAAAAAUCGCGUUGUGCAGAGUGGUUGGUUUUGCAGCUUCGUAUCUUAAAAUAUUUUUAAUAAUUAUUAACGCAGUGACUGCCACGCGAGUUUUAUGCAUGUAUCUUAUCCUGGGAGCCACAAUAGAUUGAGAUAUACUCUACUAUAACAUUCAUUUUUGGAAAAUAUAUUAUAUUUGCUGAUUUUUUUUGAUAAUGUCAUCUAAAUCAUUCACAUCUUUGAAAAUAUUUUAGCCUAUGAAAGUUAUCUUAUUUUAAUCAGUUUACAAAAUAUAAUAAAACGUGAAUAAUUUGUUACUUCAAUUUGUUUAACUGUCCAUAAGUGUAUCUUUUAUAUAUGAUAUAUCAAAUGUUUUUGAAAAAAUGAAUGAAGAUUGAUGAUUAACAGAUACUAUUAAGUGAUACUUGAGGUAGUUCAAAAUGAGUGCAUGACACUCCCAUAAUUGAAAAAUUCAUUGAAAAACCAAUGCUUUGAAUUUUAAUUUGCUUCCAACAGAAAUAUUAUGCGAUAUAACUGAUAAACGAUCGCACGUACUCUUUUACGUCGUAAUUCUCAGAUAUUUGAAAUAUAUCGUUGCAAAAGAGUUGAAAUUAUCGAUGUGUGUAUAUGUGUCUGUGUCAUAGCAACCAUUAUUGAAAUAACCGCGUAUCUAGUAACGAUUUAUAUAUAGGAUGAUAUAACAACUCGGUGAUGCUUCUCGUCAUUAAGAUGCUUAGAAAUGAUAUAGAAUUUCAUGUUGUAAUUUGAAUCAUCUUUUACAAAACUACUUGUAUUAAUUCAUCCAAUUAAAGAGUAAGAUGCGAGGAAAGAGUAAAAAGAAAAUGGCCAAAAAUAAUGGCAAGAAUGAAAAGAAGGGUAGAAACGGCAAGCACAGCAAAAACAACAAUGGUGGUAAAAAUAAGGGAACAAAAAGGUCAAGAAAGAGUGGAGGAAGGGCAAAAUUUACUAUGGAUAUCUUUAAUGAAGAGGUCAUGGAAAAUGCUUAUUAUACUUGCCAUAAUAUUAUGGAUGUAUUGAAGUGUAGAGGAUUCCCUUGGCCUGAAGCACAAAAGAAGAAGAAGAAGAAGAAGAAGGGGAGGAAGUGAAUAAUAAUCACCUAAAAUGACCAGAUAUUUGUAUGA